AUGGCCUUCUAUCCCCACGGCCAGCCCCUUACGGGCGCCUUCCGUCCCCUUGACCGUGGUUAUGCCAUGAAUCAGUACUCGCACCACGACCAACAGGCCAACAGCAUGGCUGGUGCGAUUCCUGCUCCUCAUCCCGACUACGGCUAUGCGGAUCAGUACCACCGCCAAUCCUACGGCGACGUUGCCCCUGCCCCAACGGCAACUAUGGACCACGGCGGCGUCUGGCAACCUCCUCAGGCGCCCCGUCUUUCCGCUGCAGCCGCUCGUGCUGCACGACAGCAUAUGAUGGGUGGUGGCUACAUGCCUGCCGAUUAUGCUCAACCACACGGUGCCACAGCAUGGUAUGCACAGGCUCUUGCCGUCCCUCAACCAUACCAGCAGCCUCGAACCCAUCAGCAGCUUGAGCAGCAGCUUCUCGUUCAACAUCAUCUUGCAAAGGCGCACGAGAGACAGAACGGUGCAAGCAUGUACCAACCUGCUUUCGGUCCCUCCGCCUUCGCCAAUCACCAACAACAGCAGCAGCAUCAUCAUACCUCCCGAUCCCAUCAUCGUCAACCCCAGAACUACUACCCUCCCUACCAAACUGCCAAUCAAGCCGCUCACCACGGCUAUGCCGAGCAUCAACCCAGGUAUCAUGACAACUGGUCGAACAACUCUGGCUACCACCGCGAUCAGCGAACUUCGGACCGCGCCGCUCGUGACUGGUCCAGCUGGCAGCAGCAGCAGCAGUCAAAUGCUCAUCGAGCUUCCGUCUCGCAUCUGCCUCCUCAGUCGCAAAUGUACGCAGAUCAUGCCCACAUGCAAGCUCACCACCGCCACUCGGACGAUGAAUCUCGAUACGAGUCAAACGCCUGGGCUGCACACAAUGCCCGAGCUGCUCACCAAGCACAAGGCUGGGAGCACGCGACCCAGUAUGCCCAGCAGUCCUAUCCCGACUCGCACUCGGCACAUCGAGACCAACGCUACGAGGGCCCCUACACGAGGCACCACGACCGUUCCUAUCCCGCUGGACAGCAUCACAUCGAUGAGCAGUCUGCGAUGCGUGCUCACCAUCAAGACAUUCGACACUAUGAUGCUCACUCUCAACACUGGCAGCUAGAUGAUUCUCGCCCUUACGCAGCGCAGUCUGACGCUCGUCACCAAGUUCAUCACGUCGCUGCUCCUGUUGCUCCUGAUGAUGAUGAUGAGAAAGCUACAGAGGGCGCCGCUGAUCAAGCCCAGCCAGCUGCACCUUCUUCGCCUGACUCGCUCGAGAAGUCAGCUUUGCCCAUCGCUGCCAUUGGUGCCCAACUAAUCUGGAACGCCUGCACUGCUCUGUUUGACCCCGAGCUUAUGAUUGAAGCCCACGAGACCUCGGAUGAGGCUAUGGACGAAGACUGCGACGAGGUCAUGUCACCAGCUGGUGCCUCCAUGCCCUCUUCCUCGUCGACACCUUCGCUCAAUACGCCCGACAUCUCGCCGUGGUCUUCGACAGUGCUUGAUCGUUCCGCUGCUGCAGAGACCUCUUCGUCCUCUUUGGAUAAUUGGAAUGCCUUCCGCUCGCCUUUCGGUCCUCACCGUCUGCCUCACAUGCGUCCUCAGGCGCAUUCCUUCACCUUUGGCAGUGAUCAAGCUUCGUCGUCACAGCAUGACCUUCACCGCAUGGCUGUGGGUGCUGAACGUGUCCGCUCAGCGAUUGUUCGUCAUGCCUCGCCGUCCAAGCGUUCGCGUCAGGGCUCGGGUCAGUCCGAGACAGCUACAGUACACAGCUCCAGCGCGAGCACUGCGAGCAGCUCCGAGCCUGGCACACCCGCUUCGCUUGCUCAUCAGAGUCCCGCCCUCAGCUCUACUGUGUCGGCUCACUCUAUCGAGACUGCUCGCAGCCCGCUCCGAGCUGGCCUCAGGAUGUCUUUGGGCCACCAUUCGCGAUCUGAGUCGGCGAUCCGCGCGCGUCGUAGCUCCUCCAACAAGGCAUCGCUUAAGCUUGCCUCAUCCAAGUGGUCUGGUAGGCUUCGUGACAACGUGCUUGCUGUUCUCCGUCUCGUCUCUCCGGAUUGGCAGUGGAGCAACAACGACGAUCAGUUUGUUUCUCUUGGCCAGACGCUCGUGUCCGCGAGCACAGCUGCAGCCGUUGCUAAAGCUAGCCACUCUCCAAGCCAAGGACGAUCGGGACGUGACGCGGUCACAAGCAUCGUCACCUCGUACGCCAACGAGCCAAGCCCAGCCUUUAGGAGAUUCGUCCACCAGGUGCUUGCUCAGACCCUCCUUUCGCCCACCUCGUUCCUUGUCGGCAUCCUGAGUGCGCUUAGGCUACUCAUCAUGGCUCAGCUGCCUGAUGGUACCAUCGACCCUGUGGUGCUCGAGCUGUUUGCGCAGCCGACCUCGGCUGCUCCCUUCAAGCUCUUCACCUUGGGCAUGAUGAUUGCCAACAAGCAUCUUGAUGACAACACCUUCCUCAACAAGACCUGGAACGAGGUCACCGGCAUACCACUUGCCGAGCUUAACCAGACCGAGGCUUGGUUCUUGAAAAAGUGCAACUACGAGAUCACCGUCCCUGACGAGACUUGGAUUGGCUUCCUCCAUCGACUCCAGUCUUGGGAAGAGAAGCGUUCGAGCCGCGGUAUGCAUCGUGACCACGAAUCGUCAAAGCGGCUCUUGCUUGUUCUUGACGAAGCUCUGUCUCCCUUUGAUGCCAUUCCGGAAUUCCAGCUGGACGGCGAUGGAAUUGGUGAUGCCGACGACAAAGCGGCAUCUCCCAUGGACAUGUGGGCCAAGUCACACCAUCACCACCGCCCUGGUUCAUUGGCGCUACUUGACGGCACAGAUCAGCAACAUUGUCGAUCUGCACCUGCAGUUGCCACGCUCAUGUCUCCUCGAAAGCCGUUCGCUUUUGACGAUUCGUCGUCACAUCGACCCACGCACCUCUCACGAGCAAGCCUAGCAAUGGAGAAGCCAUCAGCAACUCUGUUCCGCACCAACACCGACUUUGCUUCUGCAGCGGGUGGAGCUUUCAAAGACAUCAGCCCAUUGCUAAGCGAAUCCGGUAAAACGCAGAACGGCACCAUGACAGGGCCUCUCAUACCAUCAGCAUUGCUCAACGGUUCAAGAGCGCUGUUCCAACACGGAGCCAUGUUUGCGCCUUUGUCCACCUCCGGUUGGUCUCAUGAUUAG
Molecule: messenger RNA, 3150 nt
Organism: Ustilago hordei
Lineage: Eukaryota; Fungi; Basidiomycota; Ustilaginomycetes; Ustilaginales; Ustilaginaceae
Exons: 1
Coding region: 1-3150 (1049 amino acids)
Biological process (GO): regulation of cyclin-dependent protein serine/threonine kinase activity
Cellular component (GO): cyclin-dependent protein kinase holoenzyme complex; nucleus
Molecular function (GO): cyclin-dependent protein serine/threonine kinase regulator activity; protein kinase binding
Source: RefSeq, a predicted model, not a curated record